AUGUUUGAGAGCCUUGUACGUUUUCUUGGAUUCGGAAGAAAAUGGCCCACUUUCACUCUUGACGAGGUCCGUGAACAUAAUGAUAGUUCUUCGCUCUGGAUAGUUGCGGGAAAUUCUGUUUAUGAUGUCACCUCUAUUAUGAAUUCACAUCCCGGAGGAGCCAAUGCGCUCCUACGUCGCGGUGGUGGUGUGAAAGAUUGUACUGAGGACUAUUACUACCAUAGCUGUGCUACGCGACGUACAUGGGAAUUGUAUAAGAUUGGUGAAUUGGCCCCUGGUGAGUCUAGAAGAUUGAAAAGUGGUGAGGUUUCCUGGACAACAACUUCAACAGAAGCAGAAGAAGAUGAGAAUGGGGAUAGGGAGGCAAAAAGAUCCGCGCGGGAUGUUUCACCUGUGAGCCAUGCCUGUGAGAUGGGAAAUUGCGAUGUCACUGGUGAUUGCUGCCUCACUAGUACUGUAGAAACCCACGGGAGUACUUCAGAGCCAGUUCCAGGACAUCGUUGUCUUGAGUGUCUUCACCGUCAGCCAAUGCGGCGAGCGGUUCCUCCGCUGCCUUUGUAG
Trypanosoma theileri is the source of this 561-nucleotide messenger RNA. RefSeq names its product cytochrome b5. Gene Ontology annotation, molecular function: heme binding. Gene Ontology annotation, cellular component: intracellular membrane-bounded organelle; membrane. The transcript has a single exon. Lineage: Eukaryota; Euglenozoa; Kinetoplastea; Trypanosomatida; Trypanosomatidae. The record is from RefSeq and is a predicted model, not a curated record. The coding region runs from base 1 to 561 and encodes 186 amino acids.